AUGAUGUACGCUACUCGUACCCCCCUCUCUGACGCUGAACUUACAGAAAUUCUUCGGUUCGGCAGAGAGGAGGGCGGCUGGACUCGCCUUCCGGACCCGACUUCCCCUUCGCCGGCGACGAUCUAUGCUCCGCAGCCCCGCCCUGCUACGAACCCCGACACCUCGUCGAACACGCUACACGCCAACUCUAUACAAUUCCCGAGCACACCGCACCCACUCACCGGACGCGUCCUCGACGACGAAGACUAUCGGCCCAUCGUCGCGGAGGCCGAAGGAACAAGCGAAGAUGUCGACUUCCCUGGGUACUAUCGGGCAGCCGGUUGUCUGAUCCCUCUCGGCGACCCUCUAUUCAGCGAGAAUCGAUUCAAGGCUCCGAUUCGCGCCGAAUCUCCCCCGUUCUACCCAAACUCGAUCCAUCUCCUGAUGGCCUCCGACCGUUCGUACUUCAAGACUCUUUCGGCGCCUACGACCCCCGAACCAGCUUCGCCGGACGACCCUCACUCGUGCACCUAUGUCAUCAAGCUGGUCCCUCGCGACGACCCUCGACUUAACGGCCAUCCGUUCAAGCCGAGCCGACUUCCCGGCCCUGGCGAACCCGUUGCGCCGCACUGGGUCAACGAAGAGACCCCGCUGCUGUACAUCAGCGAAGGACUAUUCCAGAUACUUUCGGUUGGCUUUGCGCUUCGCCCAUUCCGCGACAGCGGCAGCCUCGAAUAUCGCAAGAACUUCGACGAAGCGGUGGACCGUCUCCGAGAAGAUGGUAUCGACCCUUACCCCGAGCUCUUGGGGUAUUAUCGCGAGGACGGCUACGCCAUUCCUAUCGGCCAACCGCCCUCGAGCGACCACCGAGUCAAGCUGCCUAUCCGAGCCGUGUCUCCUCCAGGAUUCCCUCGCGCUAUUCACGACCUCGCCAUCGCGGCACCCCUGGUAUUCCGACCGUUAUCCGCACCUUCGACGCCCCGACCCCCUGAAAGCCAGUACCACGUUUUGAGGACGUACGUCCUCGAACUGGUACCGCAUGGCGACCUCAGGCUCUGUGGCCGCAUGCUCCGAAGCAGCCGGCAGCCUCUGCACGGAGAAAACCUCUCACCUCACUAUACGGACGACUCGACACCCCGGAUGUACUUCGUCGAAGAUGACUUCAACAUUCUCGUCAGCAUGACACGAGAAGCGCAAUCCGAGGCCUCCAACAUCGAUUCACCCGAGAACGGCUCCCCUCCGACGACGCAAGUACAAGACGAGGAGCUUCAACAAGCUCUGCUCAACGGCGAAUUCCCCGCCCUGCCCGACGAAUACUACGCCGCCGCUGGAUGCGCGAUUCCCAUCGGGGAACCGCCCGAUAGCCCCCUUCGAGUCAAAGUCCCUAUUUGCGCCGCCUCACCACCCGAUCUCCCCGGCUCAAUCCACGACCUCUCAAAACAGAUGCCUCGCAUAUACCGCCCGCUAUCUGCGCCGACAACGCCCGACCCGCCCGCACGCGACUAUCCUACGUCAUGUACCUACGCCCUCGAACUUGUCGACGACCGCGACCCUAGGCUCACUGGGAAACAUCUCCGGGCCCUGUACCACGAUUCGGACGGCUCAACUCUCGCGUCGCACUCGGUCACCGACGAUAUGCACCGCCUACUUUUCAGCCGCGGACUGUUCCAACUGCUGGCGCGGGUCUCGCAUCAGGCCAUCAGCAACCGAGCCCGCGAACAGGAGCUCGCAGAAAUGCAUGCCCGACGGCACCAUCUCGACGCGCCCGAUGUCGACAUGGACGCCUCCGACCUUCAGGGCCCCAUGCGUGCCAAUGCACUCGUUCUGUCACCUCCGGUCCCGCCUCACCUAUCGCUUCCCGACCCGCUGACGACACUUCAACACGCACCGCUAGACGGAAACAAACUCUCGCGACGCCUCGACAGACUCAGGAUCGCGGAAGGACCCGCAGCUGAAGACCGCCCGCCCACACCUCGACCGCCGAUGGAAGGAAUCGAAAUCAGCGUAGAGCAUCGACUCCGAUUCCCGCCCACAAAUGUCAUCCUCAACGACCCCGGCAUGCCGUACUAUUGCGCCGACGGUUACUUGAUCCCCGUCGGCGAGUCUCCGACCAGCGCCAACCGAAUCAAGAUCCCGAUGCGACUCCAGACUCCUCCAGGGUACCGCGGCACCGUCCACGCGCUCUCGCAGGUCGACCCGUCCCUCUUCCGCCCAAUGUCAGCGCCUCCGACUCCCGAACCAGCACCCGAAGACUAUCCAACCUCGCAACGCUACCAUCUCUUUCUCGACGCACCCCGGGACCCGGCCGAACGCCAAUCUCCAUUCUCCAUCGAAAGCUCUCUGGUACCUCCUCAAGACGAUCGCCCCUCGACGCGAACGCUACGGGACUCGGACCCGUACCUCUGGUUCGACGAGGCCCUUUUCGACUACCUCCAUAUCACUUACCCCCUCGCCGACGGAUGGAGCAACAACAUCAACGAUCCGGCGACAUGUCUCCCCGGCCCCGAGGGAGGCGACGCACCUGAGUUGCCCACCGUCGACGAAGAAACGCACCUCGCUGAAUACGACCGCCUCACCAUCAACUACCCGACCUCCACCGAGCGCACAACGGUGACACCGCCCCCGUCUAUCUGGCGCAACGAGCAGGACCCCAGUAGCGGCCCCGUACCAGCGUUCUCGCGCUCGGACACAACGACUCCUGCGAGCGAAGAACGUCCCCGAACCCCCGCCGGCCGUGGACGUAGCAUGUUCCGGGUCAUGUAUGACCGGAUAUGCGAGCUCACCGAGGCCACUCAAUUCACUGUGGCCGCGAUCGCCACGCUCCUCUCCAGCCACGCAUCGUUCUAUCGCACCGCCCGCACUCAGCACGAAGCCAUGCAAGCGGCUCUCUCGCAAGUCCUCGACCAGGUCGCUGCCACGUCCGACGCCGUCGCCGAAUAUGCUACCGACCACCGAAACUUCGUGGACCGACUCACCGGCGAUGUACUCGAUCUCCAGCUCGACAUUAAUGCUAUCCGCACCAAUGUCGAAGCUUGGAACUGGACGCCGGAGGACGGCGACGAAGUAGACGUCGACCAUAUUCUCCGCUCUUCGUCAAGCUCCAGCUCAGACAUCGACAUAUCCGCCGCCGACUACAACGACCUCCAGCCGUGA
Punctularia strigosozonata HHB-11173 SS5 is the source of this 3132-nucleotide messenger RNA. RefSeq lists its product as uncharacterized. NCBI's taxonomy places the organism in Eukaryota, Fungi, Basidiomycota, Agaricomycetes, Corticiales, Punctulariaceae. Bases 1 to 3132 code for a protein of 1043 amino acids. The transcript is spliced from 5 exons. The record is from RefSeq and is a predicted model, not a curated record.